GAGAGGGGAAGCAGCUGCGCGCGCACAUCAGCCGCUAUGCGGUUCAUAGCAAAAACAUCAGGCGCCACGCUCUCAGUCUGAAGUGAACAAUGGAGCCCGACGCAGGACGUUCAAGAUACAAUAAAGUGGCGUCCUUAACCUUUCAGCCGGUUCCGUGUCACGAGCGGAGGGAGUUCCCGCGUGUUAAGCUGGUGGUGCAGAUGGUGCUGGUGGAGCUGGUGGCGCUGGUCGUCAUGGUGGUGCCGGCGACGGCGCUGCAGACGACGGAGGAGCCGCCGGCGCCGCCGGUGCCCUACUCCUUCAGCUACGUGGCGGGCCGCUACCCGGGUCACGUGGACCGCACGCACUCCGAGGCGGGCGACGGCAGCGGCCGCGUCUACGGCUCGUACGCGUACGUGGACCCGCGCUUCCAGGUGCGGCAGGUGGACUACGUGGCGGACGAGCAGGGCUUCCACCCGGUGCUGAGCAACCCCGUGGCUGAUACGCCCGUGGUGGCGGGCGCCAAGCUGCGCCACGAGCAGCUGUUCCAGAGCAUCGCCGCUGAGCACGCGCGCAUCGCCGCCGAGCGCGAGGCGCAGGCGCGUGAUGCUGGCCAGGCCAUCUAGCCGACCCCCGCCGCGAUCAUCCACCUCCCUCCACGCCCCUCCAUGCCCCUCCAUAACCCUCCACACCCCUCCAUGCCCUCCACCUCCCACCACGCUCCUCCAUGACCCUCCACACCCCUCCAUUCCCCUCUAUUACCCAUCCACGCCCCUCCACACCCCUCUAUGCCCCUCCACACCCCUCCAUUGCCCUCCAUUCCCCUCUAUUACCUAUCCAUGCCCUCCACGCCCCUCCAUUCCCCUUCCAUGCCCCUCCAUUCCCCCACCAUGCCCCUCCAUUCCCCUACGUUCCCCUCCAUUCCCCUCUAUUACCCAUCCAUGCCCCUCCACGACCCUCCACGACCCUCCAUGCCCCUCCAUUCCCCCUCCAUGCCCCUCCAUGCCCCUCCAUACCCCUCCAUUCCCCUCCACGCCCCUCCACGCCCCUCCACGACGCCAUCUCGCUUCCAACAGUUUCCCCGUGCGUUCCUUCGAGCGAGGCACAGCAGUUGGUGGAUAGUCACUGGCACAAAUAGAGUAGAGACCUGCAAAAUUCGCGGUUUCGAUGGCCUUCAGGAUAGACUGCACAUACCCCUGCACACUCGGGCAAAUAACGCAAGUUCAUUGGCUGCCGACUUGUAAGUCGUCUCAGCUGGUUUGUCUGUGAUUCGAUCCUUCUUUGGUUGAGGGUUUAUAACUGGUUGAGAUUCGUCCAGAUGAACAGUAAACCAAUAGCAAAAUUAUCUAAGAGGUAUAUGUGUUUGAAUUCUAGCCUAUCACCUAAUGAAUCCGCGAAUUUUGCAGGUCUCUACAAAUAGUUUUUUUUUUUACGCUUCGACUACAAUUUACUAAAUUAAACAGGAAAUGCAGCAUUCAUUGUGUGUGAGUGCAUCUAGUAAUUUUAAAUAUAUUUGCGGUAUUUUGACUAAUGUAAACAUUUCAAAAAUUGUAAACAAUUGGAAAAUAAAUAAAAAAUAUCUUAAGAAGCUCUACAAGAUAAAGUAAGAGCAUUGUUUCUAAAAAAAAUAUAUAUAUUAAAAAAAUAAAAUAAAAACAAUAUUUAAAGGGGAAAAAAACAAGUAGGGUACAUAAGUUGCAAAAGUAUAUGUAAUCUUUACCACCCACCCCCCUACAUGGAAAUUAAAAAUAAAAUCAUUCCCACCAACAAAAGUAAAGAAUUUUAUAGUAAACAGCGGGAAAAUUAGUUCUAACCCCCUCAUUAUAAAUGAAAUAUUGCGAGUGCUCCUGCCUGUAGUGUCAUCAUUGACCUUUAAGUACUUUUUUAGUGACUUCAUCUGUAAUAAUGCAGUAAAUAGACUCUAUGUAAUGUUAUAUGAAAAUCUCACAGUGUGCAAUCUCUGCAUUAACGAAAGAUAGUUUUCAAUAUUCAAACUAAAAAAAAAAAAAAAAAAAACUGUUGAAACCAAUAUGGAAUCUCCUCCUCCCUUAAGAUUCUGUCUCACUGUCAUUUUGUUUUCGUUGCCAUUAUUUGAGCGGCUUUUCAUGUAGAUUCAUUCCGGUAGCGUUCUUGCAUUUUAUUUUAUGUUUCUGGUGAGAAAGUUUGUGACCCCAACUAUAAAUGCAAGACAGCUUCGUACCUAGUUAAGCUUACAGGAAAACCCCUUAAUUAACAGUGUUGACAUGGAAAAUAAAUAACCAACAUUGCGUGAAAGACCAGGCCUUCACUACACUCUAACACUAUAGCGAGGGUAUUGCUGUUCACAUGUAUCUCCAACAAGGAUAAGCUGUUGACAAAUUUUGCCUGUAAAAAGUACCUAACACGAAUAAAUAAACAGAUGUGUAAAUAUUAUUAUGUUGUAUU
Bacillus rossius redtenbacheri is the source of this 2403-nucleotide messenger RNA. It is a transcript of the gene Cpr57A, whose product is annotated as cuticle protein 16.8. Gene Ontology annotation, cellular component: chitin-based extracellular matrix. The transcript is spliced from 4 exons. Bases 90 to 605 code for a protein of 171 amino acids. Lineage: Eukaryota; Metazoa; Arthropoda; Insecta; Phasmatodea; Bacillidae. Gene Ontology annotation, molecular function: structural constituent of chitin-based larval cuticle. The record is from RefSeq and is a predicted model, not a curated record.